UUUUGUUAAUUAGGUUCACAAGUGGUUAAGACUCCAUCGACUCAGUCCACCCAGCAACCCAAAGUCGAUGUGAAUAUAACUCCCGUGGAUCAAUCUAAACCGACCAGAAUAUCUGAUAGAGAAUUUGUAUCCUUAUUUUCCAAAAGCGGCUCUACCACUAUAUUCAAUGCACAAUCGCAGGAUUCCUUUGUGAAACCUACAGCUUCUUAUACUGAUCAAAACGCUACCGCCUCUAACAAUAAUCAGUUCGCUGGAGUCAAUUUGAAUACAUCGGCAGGCAUGUCUUUCAUGAGAGGAAACGCAACAUCUGCGACAACAGCCUUUUCGACAGUAGCAGGUGCACCGGAGGUACCUAAACUUCGUUACACACCGUGUGUUAGACCUCCCGCGAAACCUACAGCACAUCGCGAACGUUUAUUAUGGUAUCUAUCGCCGACGCCUGAAAUCAUUGAAGACUUUAGAAUUGAGCAGAAAAUUGAAUUCCAACGACAAUGGUGUGCAUUCAAUGAUCGUACUUCUCGUCCUUAUUAUGACAAAUUAACAGAUAUCUUGUUAAAGAAUAUGCUUAUACCUCUAUCCAAAGCCAUUGAGAAUUACAAUGAGUGUCUCUCACCAAAGGGCUAUACAGUAGCCAACUGUCCUCUUAGCACUGUAGUCCUUUCAAUGAUGCUUCCAUCAAAUAUGGAUAUUGCUUUCACUUUACCUGAUGUUGAAAGUUUCAUCAGCUUGGACGGCUUUGGAGAUAUUGAAAGUAGACGAUAUGUAAUUGAACGCAUCAAAGAACUUGCAUCUAGUAAUAAAAUGGCUGCAUUCCGAUUUACACCCAAAGUAGCUGGGAUGCCUACUGAUUCAGCGAUUAUCUUACAUAUAUUCAAACAUUAUUUAAGCAUCAAAGAACCUUAUGCCAUUCCCCCGCUCAUACUCCCCGAAGGUGAUAUCUUCAAGUUCCUACUGAUCUACAUCAAAAUUACCCCUGAGUAACGUUUUUAUUAUGGAUACAAAUAUUGUUCAAAUGAGCAAGCGAUCAACUGACAUGUCUUUUGUUUUUUCAUUCUAUAACUCAGGUUGUCUCAUUGGAAGUUAUUCGAUCAAUGAAAUCUACGUAAAGCAUAUAUCGUUGUGUAAAUACAGUCAUGCCACCAAGCAAUUCCGCAGCCCUUUAGAAGUGAUAUCGCUGAUCACUUAAAAUCGAUAUCGUUAGUCAAUAAAAAUCAAUUUCGCAUUUUCAGAUAUGGGGGUCGUAUUUU
Molecule: messenger RNA, 1247 nt
Organism: Mycotypha africana
Lineage: Eukaryota; Fungi; Mucoromycota; Mucoromycetes; Mucorales; Mycotyphaceae
Exons: 6
Coding region: 280-981 (233 amino acids)
Source: RefSeq, a predicted model, not a curated record